This is a messenger RNA of Drosophila serrata, 447 nucleotides long. RefSeq lists its product as uncharacterized. The record is from RefSeq and is a predicted model, not a curated record. Lineage: Eukaryota; Metazoa; Arthropoda; Insecta; Diptera; Drosophilidae.
AUGGCUCCUCGAGAGAAAGUUGAGUUUGUCCUAGUCCGCCUGGCCUAUGCGCCUCACAUUCAUCCGCUGUAUCCGCACAUUAGCUACCAGAUCCGAAAGCAUCCGCCCACGGGAUCGGUCAUCCAGGUUCGCGAUUGGUUCGAGCAUGUCAUGAUGCGGGAGCGCUCCAAGCUGCCACCGGAUGUCAAUCUACGGUAUGCCGAAUGGCGCAUCAUCACUGGAGACGCGAAUCUGUUCAGCGUGGAGAGCUAUCGCUACGAUAAGAUCAUGCUGGUGCUGGGCGAGGAGAACAUCUCGUGGGUGUUUUACACUAACAACGCGAUGGAACGGCGCAUCGAGGGCAGCGCCUGCUUCCCCGUCAGCUACUGCGGCUGCUGUCUCAACAAUCAAUAUCUGCAGAUUAUGGCCAAGAUCAAGCAAACUUUGUCACGGAAGAAGAUUCGAUAG